AAGAAGAAUUAGAUUUAGGGGAUUUUACUUAUCUUCGAAGGUUAAGUGGGAUAGUCAGGUUCAUUUAUUAUGGUGUAAAAGAUGAAACUAAACUAACUUUUAAAAAUAAACCAGAAAAGGCUGAGAUUAUUAAACUAGUUCAGGCUCAGAAAUAUAUUAAUCAGCAAUAUCCUAGUAAGGAAGAAAGAGAAAAAGAAACAAGAUUGUAUAUUAGAGAAAAAAACCUCCAAGGCUACCUUGACCUCUCUGAGUUUAUUAAUUUAAAAGUAUUAGGUUGCUCUGGUAAUCAACUCACCUCCCUCAAUCUAACCAAUUGUUCCCAGUUAGAGGAAAUUAAUUGUUCUAAUAAUCAACUAACCAAUAUCAUUUUACCUCCUAAUCCCACUAAUUUAAAAGAAUUAAGAUUAUAUAAUAAUAACUUCAUCUCCAAUUUAUCUUUUUUAACUCCUGCUAUUAAUUUAGAAUAUCUUAAUUUAGCCGAUAAUAAAUUCAUUGGUUCCUUAGAUUAUUUAAGUGAGAUGAGGCAAUUAAAAAGUCUUAAUAUUAGUGAUACUGAUAUAAAUGAAGUAAAUAUCGAGCAAUUACCCAGGAUUAAUUUGAAACUGAUAGUUAAAGAAAAAGAGUUUGUUCAACAACAACCACAGAUGGAAUUACUAAUUCCUCAUGAACAAUUCACCAAUAUCCAAUAUCUAGCCGAAGUUGUUUUAAAAGUUUUAAACAAUUCUCAAAACAUUACUACUGAUUUUUUACAAGAAAUUGCUUACCCCACAACUAAAAAAUACUUGAUGGUCAUGGAUUAUGUUCCCAAUGGUGAUUUAAGACAAUACUGGAAAAAUAAUUGUUUACCAUUAAAAAGUAAAUUAAGUCAGUUAUUAACUAUUGCCGAGGGAUUAAAAAGCAUUCACGAAAAAGAGUUAGUCCACCGAGAUUUGCAUCCUGGCAAUAUUUUAAAUAGAGAACUUUCUGGCAUUGGUAGUGGUAAUGUUUUGUGCUACAUUACUGAUUUAGGAUUAAGUAGAUUGGUUAAUGAAAUAGAACAGGAAGGAAAAAUCUAUGGACAAAUGACUUAUAUUUCCCCCGAAGUAUUGUUAGAGCAGCCUUAUACCAAAGCAAGUGAUAUCUAUUCUUUCGGCAUAAUUGCCUACGAACUCUUGGCUAAUUCCUAUCCUUAUCCUGAAACAAAUGAUUUAGAAUUAUCUUUAAAGGUUUGUCAAGGAUACAGACCUGAUAUAGAUAAAGUUCUCAUACCCCAAUUACUCAAAGAUUUAAUUAAAAAAAAGGAAAUCAAAGACAGAAAAAAUGCUAAAUUCCACCAACAAUACCAAACCAUAGAAAAAGAAUACAACACUUUCUCCCAAAAACCUUACCAAAUCCAUCCUAAUGCUACUCUAACUAGCAAAAUGAUAGAUACUAAGGAAAUCACUACUAGAUUACAAAGUCUAAAAAUAGGUUCUAAACAAAUAGAUUUUGAUAUUCCUGAGGAGGAUGAACAACAACCCCAAAUAGAAAUCCCUCCCAAAAAUAACUAA
Messenger RNA from Racocetra fulgida, 1529 nucleotides. NCBI's taxonomy places the organism in Eukaryota, Fungi, Glomeromycota, Glomeromycetes, Diversisporales, Gigasporaceae. The record is from the annotation of a GenBank genome assembly.